This is a messenger RNA of Cucurbita pepo subsp. pepo (vegetable marrow), 1323 nucleotides long. RefSeq names its product Homeodomain-like superfamily protein (gene APL). The record is from RefSeq and is a predicted model, not a curated record. Gene Ontology annotation, molecular function: DNA-binding transcription factor activity; DNA binding. Lineage: Eukaryota; Viridiplantae; Streptophyta; Magnoliopsida; Cucurbitales; Cucurbitaceae.
CCAAAGCAAAAGCAAAAAAAGAAAAGCACCCUAUUCCUCCUCCCUUCCUUGUUCCCCUGAAUCUCCUCAGUAUUUCCAGACACAACAAACCAAACCAAACCAAACCAAACCAAAACCUAAGCCAAAACAAAGAACAAUUGACAAUGUUUCAUGCCACCAAGAAACCCUCCUCUAUGACAUCUUCCCAUGACAGGCCAAUGUGUGUCCAAGGAGAUUCCGGUCUCGUCCUCACCACCGACCCCAAGCCCCGUCUCCGCUGGACAGUCGAGCUCCACGAGCGCUUCGUCGACGCUGUCACUCAGCUCGGAGGACCCGACAAGGCCACUCCCAAGACCAUCAUGAGGGUUAUGGGCGUCAAGGGCCUCACUCUCUACCAUCUCAAGAGCCAUCUUCAGAAGUUCAGGCUCGGGAAGCAACCGCACAAGGAAUUCAACGAUCAAUCGAUAAAGGAUGGCAUGAGAGCUUCAGCCUUAGAACUUCAUAGAAACAGUGGAUCUUCUUCCACCUUAAUGGACCGUAGCAUGAACGAAAUGCAAUUGGAGGUCCAAAGACGGCUGCAUGAACAAAUUGAGGUACAAAGACAUCUUCAAUUGAGGAUUGAGGCUCAAGGCAAAUACAUGCAAAGCAUAUUGGAGAAAGCUUGCCAAACCCUCGCCGGCGAAAACAUGGCCGCCGCCGCCGCCGCCGCCGGACGUUUCAAAACCACUUCCAACAACAUUGGAACAACCACCAAUCUUGUUUCAGACGCCGCCAACAAAGCCUUCAUUUCACCUCCUCCUCCUCCUCACACCUUCCCUCCUUUUCAAGACAUCAACAACCUAUUUACCUCGGAACCACCGGCGCCUGCGCCGCCUCUUAUCGACUGCCUCAAGAAGCCGAACCCCUUCAUCUCCGACACCGGUAAGACCCCCAUUUUCUGGGCCGAUGAUCUCCGGCUCCAGGACUUAGGAACCCCAUCGGCCACCCUAGCGCCACCGCCGCCACCCAUCAAUGGCUCGGCUGACUUGGACCCUCAACAGCUGGAAAUGUAUGAAACUAAGCCACCGCCACUGCUGCUCUCCGUCGGCAACGAUGUGAUGACGAAUGAGAAGAAUUUCGACGUGUCGUUAAAGCUCGAGGGACCAUCACCGCGACAUUCGUCGGGGCAUUCCGAUGAGAAGGUGAAUAACAAUAAUAACCCUACAAUGUCACAAUCACAGGGAAGAAAUAACUCUCAUUUGGGUUAAUUAAAAUUUAAAUGUAAUUAAUUAAGUAUAGAUUAGGGUUUAGAUGUUAACAAAUGGGUAUACUAAUUAUUGUUAAUACAUUGUAUAUUUUGAUCCA